This is a messenger RNA of Moneuplotes crassus, 1939 nucleotides long. The record is from the annotation of a GenBank genome assembly. NCBI's taxonomy places the organism in Eukaryota, Ciliophora, Spirotrichea, Euplotida, Euplotidae.
CUAACACAAACAUUCAUGCAAUCGGAUCAUUCACAAUCAAGUAACAAUGAUGAAAAGAAUGGGAGGAAAGGAGAUAAAGAGACUUCGCUUGAUCGUAAUUCAAAUUCCUACCAAAGCAACCAGAAACUCAAAGAUACAGCAGUUGAGGACUCAGUAGAGAUCAAGACUAUAGAGACUGAAAGGGAAGAAGCCUUAGAGAUUAAAUUUAAUAUUAUCGCAUGUGAUUGAGACAAUGCUGAGCAUGAAAAUGCACCCACUGAGGUUACAUUAAAAGAUAAGAUAUAAGUCAACAGGAGGAAUCUAUAUUAACGCUCAGAAAAGAACUUGAGCAUAAAGAAUCAGAUAUCGAAAAAAUGAAAGAAACUUUUGCGAACAAGAUCCAAAUUUUCCACGAUUUACUUGAAAAAAGAAAUAAUGAGGUUAAAAGACUCACUAGUCAGUCCUCUAAUAGCCUUCCUCCAAGUGAGACUUAUACAAAAGAAGGAGAUCAAAGCCUUGAAAAUGUGGCUAAAAAUCAUUCGCCAUCUUCCAAUAUUUCUCUAGAUAGUAAGAAAAUAAUAGAAGGAUUAAACAAAAGGGUAUCUACUCUUAUAACAGAGAAUAAGAGUUUAAAGAAUGAUAUUGGGACUUUACUUGACUUCAAAAAUGAACUCGAGCAGUUAGCAGAUCAACAGAAUGAUCAGAUUAACACCUUAAAUUCGACGAUAGCCCAGCUGAAUUCGAAAGCCCAUAAUACUGAAGAAAUUAUUCAAGAGAACAAGCAGCUUAAUGCUCAAAUAGAUAGCAUGACAGAUACAAUGCAGUUCCUUGAGAAUGAAAAUAAAGUGAAAGCUGAUGAAAUAGAGGAACUUAAUAAAGAUAUCAAGCAUCUCAUGGACCUCAGAGCAGAAAUGAAAAAGAAAGCUUUCAAAGAUGAACAGAAGAUCAAAGGUUUGCAGCAAGUUGUGAUAAAGGAUCUGAAAACUAAACUCUCCAAGAAGAAAGAGGAGAUCAAGAUACUUAAAGAUAUGCUAGGAAGUGCUACAAAGCAAUCUAAAAUACUAUCUUCAGAGAAUUUAAGGCUGAAGAAGAAAUUCAAUGACUAUAAGGAAAGAUGUCAGCAUAAUAAAUCUACACUAGUAAGGAAAUUGAAAAGAGAGAAUCGGAAAGGAGCUAUUAGCCACACUAAAAAGUCAAACAGAAACUUGCAAGAUGAUCAUUUUUACGGGCUGAAAGGAAUUGUUGGAACUAAUGAGGAUGAUAACUCUCCUAAAUUUCAAGAAUCCAUGAUCUCAAAGCCACAAAAUAAGCAAAAAUUUAAGAGUCCAAAUGCCCCUACAUUGGAUCAGAUUGUUAUUAUCAACAACCAUGAAUAUUUAGGAAAACUUCAUCCUCCUCUCUAUAAGAAGAAAAGGAAUGAAGGGAGAAGGACACCGAGGAGAAGCCAUGAGAAUGAAAUUAAAAACUCUAAAAGCGAAGAGAGAUUAGGCCAAAGAUACAUUCAUGUUGAGGAUUCCAAAGAAAGAUUGAUGAAAAAUGAGCAAGAUCCAAGAUUCACAUUUAACGACAGGAAGGAUUCCAAGGCUACUGAUAUCUCUGAAAAAUCUUUCAAAGAUAAAUACGAUAGAGUCUAUGAUACUUAUGUGGGUAAUAUUUCUUCUGUUCCAGGCUAUAAGAACAGGUCGUCUGGAGUAAAAGCAGUAAUGAAUUUAAAUCAAGCUCAAUACUCUUUUAACCAUCCUGCAAGUAUGGAAAGUAUCCCCAAAGUUGUAAGCUACAAUCAGAAUGGUAGCAAGAUAAACUCUAUUGGGCUUGGAAAAACACCAAAAUUAAAGAAAAUAAAGAACUUAAGGAAAUAUGGUCCGAACAUUGUGAGGAGGAAUGAUAUGAUCAAAUACUUUACUCCUCAAAAAGAAACUUCCAAAUUUUAACCAUUUUCAAUCGCUAAAUUACUAAAGGG